GUUUCGAGUUGAUAGAAGGCCUGCACUUGGCAACUAAAUAGACACCAGAAUAGACUCAAACACCGCCUUCUAGGAAUUUUUACCUGUCUAAUCACCCUGUGUUGUCCAGGAAAUGUGUUAAAGCAAGGAUAGGAUUCCUAUUUGCAUUCUCGAAGACUAAAUAUGGGCAAGAAUAAAAGAAAAUAUUCUGGAAGGAAAAGGAAGCGCCUUCCUGCCGAAAGAUGUGGUGAGAGCCAAAGAUUCUACUGACCAGAUAAACAUUUAAUGUUUUAAAUUAUGAAAUCACUUUAUAUAUUAAUAUCUUAUAUUAAUACUGCCUUUCUCAUCAGUCUUGCCUUAUCUUUGUUUAAAUUCAACUAGGGAUUUUACUUGACAGGGGUAGCAGGUGAGUGAGGAGAUAUGAACCGUGGGUUCUGAACCCAGCUUAUCCCCUUACUUGCUGUGUGAACUCCUCUGGGCCUCAGUUUCCUAAUCUGUAUCAGGAACCAAUGGACAGAGCUUCUGUUUGAGUGUUUAACUUUCCUCUCUAAAACUGAGGUAUCAAAAAAAAAUGAUCAAGGUGAAAAGUAGGAGUGAUUACAAAGAUAGCACAUGCUCGUACACACAUGCGCAAACACAAACUCAAUCACUUACAGUUUGGUUACUCUGCCGCAUGUUAAUGGAUUUAUUUUGGCUUAGACUCAGGGUCAUAUUACAUCACCAAGUUUAAUUCUAAAGAAAAGAAAUUUUUCUUUCUUUUCAUUUGGCUUGUGGAAUUACAAUGCAUUGUGUAGAGCUAAUCUUAGCCAAGGAUGACCACAAUCAUAAAGCUAAUUUGUUUCUCUGACAUGAGUCUGCAUUAAUUUACACAGGAAUUAUUGGACCUUAGUCAAGAUCAGACCAGCCUUCAGUGGCUUAGCUAACUUUUAUUUCCUAAGGGUGAUUUUAAAUAUCAAAAUUUGUUAUUUUCCAAGUUCACUGACUAGAAUAUGCAUAUUUAUGAUAGGAUAAGUUCUUCAUAAUGUCUUCAUAAUAUACUCAGGACUUCAUGAUCGCUCCAAUAUUUAGAUUAAUACUUAGAGUCUUAUGUAUUACCACUGAUUUUCUUCAUUUAUUGAACCUAAAAGAUCAUCCUUGUUUUCUUUAUGAGACUAUUUUUCACUUUCCUUUUUUCUAAUUUUUUGAUAGUUUCUCUAUUUUUAUGAUUUAGCUACAGAGGAAGUCUAUAAAUUAAUCCUCCAGGAUACAGUCUUUCAUAGAAUACAGUUCCAUGAACAUAGUGCCUAAUGAAAUAAAUUAUCCUCUUUCAUUCGUUCCCAAUAUAAUUAUUGUUUUAAUGUAUACUUUAAUAAAGCUAAUCCCAGCUCCAGUCUCCAAUCUCUAGCCUUUCCGUGGCAUGUAUCCUAAAUUUUAUUUCUAUAUGUAAUGAGGGGAUUGUUUCAAUUCUCCUCUUGUGCAUAACAAACUACCCCCAAAACUCAGUGGUUUAGGGAGUUCCCGUCAUGGCUCGGCAGUGACGAACACGACUAGUAUCCAUGAGGACAUGGAUUUGAUCCCUGGUCUCACUCAGUGGGUUAAGGAUCUGGCAUUUCUGUGAGCUGUGGUAGAGUUUGCAGAUGCCACAACUAUAGUUCCGAUUUGAUCCCUAGCCUGAGAACUUCCAUAUGAAGCAAUAAAAAGAAAAAAAAAAAACAACAAAAAACCUUAGUGGUUUAAAAUGAUCAUUUUGUUAUUAUUUGUCACAACCCCGAGGAUUAACCAGGGCUCAGCUGGAUGGUUCUUCUGCCCUUCUCAUUCAGAGGCUCUCAGGCAGCUUCAGGCUAUGGCACGUGACACUGGAAUGUCCACAGUGGCUUCAUUCUGGCUUCUUGGUUGGACAGCUGGGCUCAGCUGGGACACGGGGACAGCCGAAUGUCUCCCUCUUCACGUAGCCUCUCAACAUGUUGUCUCCAGCUAUGAAGCCCACUUUUUACAUGGUAGCUCAGGGCUUUCAAGAGGCAAACAUGGAAGCUCCCAGGCCUUCUUAAGGCUCAGUCUCAGAAUCACUCCUGUUGAAGAAGGUCAUGAGAUGAUGUCAUGUUCAAUGUGGAAAUAUCCAGAGCAUGAGUUAUUGAAGCAUGAAGAGAUGGUUUAUUGGGGACCAUAUUUGGAUAACACGUCAGGUUUCCCUUUUUCUCCAUUAAGACCUCAGUUCUUCUCUACUCCUUUUUCAGUUCCCUGCAUCUCUAGUGGUCUGCCUAAACCUACAAAUAUCACCUUCUUAUCCAUAAACAUGAAGAAUAUCCUACAAUGGAACCCACCAGAGGGUCUGCAUGGAGCGGAAAUUACUUACACUGUGCAGUAUUUCAUAUAUGGGCAGAAGAAAUGGCUGAAUAAAUCCGAAUGCAGAAAUAUCAGUAGGACCUACUGUGAUCUCUCUGUUGAGACUUCUGACUACGAACAUCAGUAUUAUGCCAAAGUUAAGGCCAUUUGGGGCAUGAAUUGUUCCAAAUGGGCAGAAACUGGACGAUUCUAUCCUUUCUUAGAAACACAAAUUGGCCCACCAGAGGUUGCUCUGACUACUGAUGAGAAAUCCAUUUCUAUUGUUCUGACUGCUCCAGAGAAGUGGAAGAAAAAUCCAGAAGAAAGUUCUAUUUCCAUGCAACAAAUAUACUCUAAUCUGAAGUAUAAUGUGUCCAUAUAUAAUACUAAAUCAAAUAGAAUGUGGUCCCAGUGUGUGACGAACCAUACGCUGGUGCUCAGCUGGCUGGAGCCAGACACUGUGUACUGCGUCCUUGUGGAGUCCUUGGUCCCAGGCCCUCCUCGCCUCGCUCGGCCUUCUGAGAAGCAGUGUGUCAGCACUUUGAAAGAUCAAACAUCAGAGUUGAAGGUUAAAAUCAUCUUCUGGUAUGUCUUGCCCAUAUCUGUUACCGUGUUUAUUUUUUCCGUGACGGGCUACUUCAUGUACAGAUAUACCCAUGUCGGCAAAGAGAAACACCCAGCAAAUCUGAUUUUGAUCUAUGGAAAUGAAUUUGACAGAAGGUUCUUUGUACCUGCUGAAAAAAUUGUGAUUAACUUUAUCACCCUCAAUAUUUUGGAGGAGUCUAAUAAAGCUUCGCAGAAGGAUAUAAGCGUGAUAGAAAAAAGUGAUGAUGUGUGGGGCCUGAAUGAGCCCAUUGAGGACAAGGAGCCCCCUUGGGAGGAAAUGGAGGUGAGACACCUGGGGUAUGCUUCACAGUUGAUGGACAUUGUGUGUGACCCUGAGGAAACCGCCAGAGGAACUUCCCUAAGGCAACAGGAGCCACCCAGCAGAACAAUGCCCACAGACAAAACAGUCGUUGAGUAUGAAUACAAUGUGAGAACUUUCAAUGACAUUUCCCUGGGCCCUGGAGAUCAGGAGUCCAACCCACAGGAGGAGGCAUCCCAACGGGGAAAGUUAUUUGAGCAACAGGCACCUUUGGCCAACUUGGACCCACAAACACAGCUGUAUCCAUACACCCCUCAGCUCAGAGACUUGGAGCACCUGCCACAAGGGCACAUGGAUACAGAGGAGGGGCCCGAGGAAGAGCCUUCGACCACGCUGGUCGAUUGGGACCCUCGGACUGGCAGGCUGUGUAUACCUUCAUUAUCCAGCUUUGAACACCACUCGGAGGGAUGUGGGCACCCUGAGUCCGAGGGGCUCGCAGAGGAGGGCCUCUUGGCUAGACUUUAUGAGGAACAGGUUCCAGACACGGCACCGGGAGACAGUGCAGCCUAUCUCGUGCAAUUUAUGGAGGAAUGGGGCUUAUUCAUACAGAUGGAAGACUAAUACGCAAACCUCCUCUUGCCACACCUCUACCGCGACAAGACACUGCGUGCAAAUUAGAUGAGUGACUGAAGAAGUAGGCACCUGAGAGAGAGGUUUACUCAGAUUUCUGUGUCAGGGAGAAUUUUUUAUUUCUUCUGUUUUCAUAGCACUUGUUUCAUUCUGCCUCAUAUGGGUGGUUGGGUCCCGUGGGUGGGCACCUGCAGUGAUGCGUCUCCUGCAGCGAUGGUGGGCACCCAGUGUGGUGGAUGACCCACUCUCUGUACCCAAGAAAUAUUCAAAAACAUUGGUCAAAUUAGAUGCAGAAUUUAUUCAGAUGAA
This is a messenger RNA of Sus scrofa (pig), 4084 nucleotides long. Lineage: Eukaryota; Metazoa; Chordata; Mammalia; Artiodactyla; Suidae. The record is from RefSeq and is a predicted model, not a curated record.